AGCUAUCGGAAGCCAAGCCUAUCUAAGCCAUAGACGAACGCCAAUCCAUUCUAAGGACGACAAGUUUCGGUCGGUGUUUCCUUGCGGUCGUCCCCAGGAGUAAGAGGAGGCAGUUUUACAGUUUCGCUCGUCUCUCGCAAACGCCAAGAACAUGUCUAAGGAGCCUGUUCGGGUGCUGGUGACUGGCGCAGCAGGCCAGAUUGCCUACUCGCUGGUGCCCAUCAUAGCCAAGGGCCAUGUGUUUGGUUGUGACCAGCCGGUCAUUCUGCACCUGCUGGACAUCCCGAUGAUGAUGGGCGUCCUCAACGGCGUCGUCAUGGAGCUCGUGGACUGUGCCUUCCCUCUCCUGAAAGACGUGGUGGCCACGGACGAUGAGAAGGUUGCCUUUUCGGGCAUCGACGUGGCCUUCCUGGUGGGUUCGAUGCCCCGCAGGGAGGGCAUGGAGCGCAAGGACCUGCUGGCCGCCAACGUCAAGAUCUUCAAGAGCCAGGGCCACGCCCUCGACCAGUAUGCCAAGAAAUCCGUCAAGGUGCUGGUGGUGGGCAACCCUGCAAACACGAAUGCCCUGAUCUGCUCCAAGUAUGCUCCGUCCAUCUCCAAGGAGAACUUCUCGGCCAUGACGCGUCUCGACCACAACAGGGCCAAGGGACAGAUUGCCCAGAAGUUGAAGGUGUCGGCCGCAGACGUGCGCAAUGUCAUCAUCUGGGGCAACCACUCGUCCACUCAGUUCCCCGAUGCCAGCCACGCCUCGGUGACCCUGAACGGCCAGAGCGUCAAGGUCACCGACGCCAUCAAGGACGAGGCCUACUUCCAGGGCGAAUUCCUGACUACUGUACAGAAGCGUGGGGCGGCGGUGAUUGCGGCACGAAAGCUCUCUAGCGCCAUGUCAGCUGCAAAGGCGGCAGCUGACCACGUGCAUGACUGGUGGCAUGGCACUCCCGAGGGCGAGUGGGUAUCCAUGGCAGUGAUGAGCGACUGCUCGUACGGCUCGCCGUCUGACGUGGUUUUCAGCUACCCGGUCCAUAUCGAUGCCCAGCGGCGCUGGCGCAUUGUGGGCGAACUGCCCGUGUCGGACUUCGCCCGGCAGAAGAUCGACGCCACGGGCAAGGAGCUUGUCCAGGAGCGCGACGACGCCCUGGCCGUCUGCAAGGAUUGACGGGACGCACCGUCUGCAGCCAAGCUCUGAGAACCCCACCCUCUAAUCUCUUUCACAACCUCGAAUCUCGCCCGUUGCCUCUUUCAGGCAUAAUAGACAACCCAUUAUUCCUGUAAUUUUUCCUUUGACAGCUGCCAAAAAACAUAAUAUUAAAAUGAAGCGGGAAGAUUAUAUAUUGGUUUAAUUAAUUACAAGCGGAUGACUGCAUAAUUUCAUACCGUCAUGCAGAAGGAGGAUCGACCUUUCGGCAGUCAGCUUUUAGUGGAUGCUGCUACAUUUUUUGUGAAAUAAAAGCAAAUUCAAUUGAAUAUGAAAUCACAAGAAAGAAUCAAAGGAGUGCGCAGGUGCCGGCAAUAGCCAGUAGACAGUCGCAUGCGAAGCAAACAUGGUACUUUGUCAUGGCAGCCAUGUAAAUAAUUAUGUGGCUUUCUUCAGCAAGCAAAUGAUGGGCAUGCACUGAGCUGGAAGUCGGCCAGUGUACCAUUCCGUGCAGUGCCUGUGUCACUUGUUAAUGACUGCACCCAAUAUAAAUUCACCACGAUACAUCUUUAGCGUAAGCUUUGUAUCCUCUGGUACAUAUCACUCGGGACAUUGUGAGUGCUAGGCUGUCCUAAAUCGAGGUGCCCGAAACUUCCCACAGUGAGUGUGGGGACUUUACCCUUGUUGAACACUUUUGCAAUGUCGUUUUUCCUGCAUAAUGGCAAUCAAUUCCUUUCCCAUUGUCUGGCGAGGCAAUCGGCGAGACUGUAGGGGUUGGCCCUUUUCCAUUUCCCUCUUCUAGCCACUGUUCGUAACGUAGCAACGAUGUGACUUCAUUUCUAGAAAGUACCUGACACUUUCAAGUGAACCAAGGUCUGGCAAGGCGCAUCUGCUGUUCGAUCAGCCAUGUCACCGAUAAAGAUCAGACUGCGAAAGCAACCCAGAAUCCGAAACCUCCAGCUGAAGAUGUGCUUGAGAAGUACGGACUGCUGAUGAAGACGUGCCUACCUCAUUGGUUUGCACAUCGCUUUGCGUUUGCCGCUCGAAUUCACUCGAAGGACCUCUCACUUCAAUGUUGGGUGAUAGGUAGCAGGAAAAGAGACCCCGCCUUUUCUUUCAAACAAUUAUAAUAAUCUGCGUGGCUUGCAGUGUUCUAGGAAGUAAGAUAACAGGCUUAGCACCCUGUGUUAUCAACAAGAGGCUUUUACAUCGAAGGCGUUCUCGGAAAUGGCUUAUCCACACAAAUACAUCACUAUGUUGCUACAUAUCAAAAUCUAUUCUGGCCAAUCUAGGGCUUUUGACUUGAAACUCUUUCUUUUCUUAAAUUGGUAUGAACACUUGUUUUUUCUAUACACAACUCUCUCUACUUUCGCUAUUAUGGCUGUAGGCGGACCAAACAAAUUGCAGGCAGAUCAGAUCGCCCAACAAGAGUACAUAAUUAAUAAGUACUAAUUGCAGGUUGCGGUAAAAUUACGCCUCACUAACAUAAGGUGCUUGGUUUGCGGUGACAACACAAACUAUCUGUAGACUACAUGUAUGCUUACAAUGGAAGGUUCAUGAGUGAAUGAGUGUUGCUCCGCGUCGUGUAGGAGUGACCCGCGAGAGUGCGUAUGUAUAGGCAGCAAACUUGGGUUCAGUAUUGUUCAUUGCAUGAACUUGUGCAAAGCUGAUGCUUGGUCAGCAUCGCUGAAUGCUACAGGACUUCCUUUUCAGAACCAAAGAACAAAAUUAGGCUUUUUAAAAGUCGUGUAUUGUGACAUCCAGCACAAGUCAUGUUUCCGUAAGAAGCACUGCAUGGUUAUUUGUGAUUUUUAUGACUUUACAAUGCAGUUGUGAAUUUGAUUUGCCUAUUUGAAGCAGUAUUCACAUGUUUUCACUAUCGACAUGCUUUUGUGGAAUGCUGUGUAGAUAGACUGCUUUCUUUAAUAAAGCUUUGCUCGGGGGUGUCGGAGAUA
Messenger RNA from Rhipicephalus sanguineus (brown dog tick), 3090 nucleotides. It is a transcript of the gene Mdh1, whose product is annotated as malate dehydrogenase, cytoplasmic. Gene Ontology annotation, molecular function: L-malate dehydrogenase (NAD+) activity. The coding region runs from base 152 to 1156 and encodes 334 amino acids. NCBI's taxonomy places the organism in Eukaryota, Metazoa, Arthropoda, Arachnida, Ixodida, Ixodidae. Gene Ontology annotation, biological process: tricarboxylic acid cycle; oxaloacetate metabolic process; malate metabolic process. The transcript is spliced from 8 exons. The record is from RefSeq and is a predicted model, not a curated record. Gene Ontology annotation, cellular component: mitochondrion; cytosol.